CCCGCGUCGCUCGUCCUCCCCACCUUGCCCCGCGCCGCCGCCGCCACCGCUCCCGGAAAUGGCGUCCGAGCCCCCACCAGGCUCCACAGGCGGAGAGCAACGGACUCCGCCGGAGCCCUCCGCCCCGGCCGCCCCCCGCGUCUCCUACGAGCAGCGAUGUGUCGUGCUCGUGGACUGGUGGCUGGAGAGGGUGGAGCGCGAGGAGGGCAAGGUCCGCGUCGCCGGGACCCCCCACGCCCCGCAGAUGAGGAAAGGAGCAUCAUCCUCGAAGGCGAACAGGAAAGUAGCAGGCCGAGUGUUCAGAUCUGCCGCCAUUGCGAAGCGCCACGACGACACCGCAAUUGAGACUGAGGAUGGUUGCCUCAUACGGAUUGGCCGUGUCUUGAACAUUCCCCGAACACUGGACAAUGGAUUUCCUCAAAAGGUGUGCGAAUGCUUCGAGUUUGGCUUUCCGCUUCAAUGGCUUAAGUUUCUUAAUCCAAACAUGGAGCAGCAGAAUGAACAAUCACAAUCAGAAUCUACUGCAGAUGCACCAAGGCAUUCAGUUGAAUAUUACAUGGAGAAGUUAUUAAGAGACACGUCUACCAAUUCAAUGAGAUAUGCUUUCACAGAGAAUGAUUUCUACUCAUCCACAGGGUAUAGCAGCAACACAGAUGGACCUGCUAUCCAAAGCCUUUCAAACUUAACAGAUGGUAAUGCAAGCAACAUGGCUGCAUCUUGGGGAUUAUAUGGCGGCACAAGGAGCAUGCCUGAAAAACCAUUGACACCACCUGGAGAAACAUGUAAGACUGGUCAAGAAAGUGAUCAACAUGAAAGAACGCAGAUAGACGCAAGUGAACAGGGGAUAGUUAAUCGUUCAGUUAGUUCUGUUUCAGUAAAUCUAAGUACAGGUUCCAUCUGCCCCAACUCAAAAGUAGAUGAGAGCAUAUUGGUGCCAUCCAAAAUUGUGCCAGUUGAGAAGGAAGGCUACAGAAGCAGAGUAGAUUGUUGUCAGGCUGAGGAAGCUGCAGAUAUACCUGAGAAUAGGAAUCUGCAGAGCUGUUCAAGUGAACACGAGAUGGUUACACUUCCCAUUGACUCUGCAAUAGUUAAUGAAAAUCUGAACUCUACAUCAUCUGACUUAGGAGAACCAGAAACUCCGAAAUGUGGCAAGGCUUCAGUGAAUCUGGGGACUACAGAUGCAUUAGAACUAACAACUGAAGGUAUGAAUCCACAGUUUGGAGCUGUUAGAGGUUCAGAAGACAGUACGGUCAGGAGAUUACGAAGUGGCAAAGUCUUUGGAACGCCAAGUGGUGGGCCAGUGAAGAGGCGCUACAAGAAGAAAAAUAUCCAGCACGAAGCAUCCAGUAAAAUGAUGGCACCAAAUGAAGGGGGCACAUCUACUACAGAUCUGACUUCUCAUGAAAAUGAUUCCUCAGCUGCUGGGAUUGUCGCUGAAGAUAAGGAGGAAACACAUGAUUCACACCGUAAAGGACGAGGAAGCCAAAUGAAGAACACGAAGAGGAAGAGGGAGUACAAAAGACUGUUCUCAAACUUUUUGUGAAAAUUGUGCAGAGUUUUCCCAACUUGAGUAGCUACUUAUGUAGAUGGAUCGUGCCAUGGGCAGAUGGUGCCGUCGCUCUGUUAUGUCUCACCUCCCAAUUACUACCCCUUAAUAUGGUCCCAGUUAUUCCUAGCACUGAACCCGUUCAAAAGAGUAGAGAUGUUAGGAAUAUUAGUAUCAUGCCAGUUCCAUUUGCAACUGAGGUUUGAUGUAGAAAUGUCGCUUUCAUGCCUUAGGAAAGUGUGAAAUUUGACAUGUUGGGCCGUUCUUCACUU
Panicum hallii is the source of this 1818-nucleotide messenger RNA. RefSeq lists its product as uncharacterized. The record is from RefSeq and is a predicted model, not a curated record. Bases 59 to 1543 code for a protein of 494 amino acids. The transcript has 6 exons. Lineage: Eukaryota; Viridiplantae; Streptophyta; Magnoliopsida; Poales; Poaceae.